UAUUUAUUAUUUUACUGAAGUACCUUAAUAUGUAUUUGUUUUGUGUUUGCUGGUGACCCGAAGGAUAUGCAGUGAAAGAUUUUCGCUUAUAGAGUGACUGAUUACAGCGCAUAUUGUUGUACAUUAACUGUAGUCUUGAAUUGUGAAACCAUGACAGGAUAAACGAUGUGAUCGGGUGGCAGGGUGGAUGAUGGAUAAUCGAACUUGUGCCUUGUCCACACGUACACGGGUAUAUUUUAAAGCGUACCUUUUUCUAUACGUCUUGGGCUUUCGUCCACACGUAAACGGCGUCUCAGGUCACUGAAAGUGGAGCUUUUACAAAACUCCAUCCAGGGUGAAGAUUUUUUUUGGCGUUGAAAUGAUAAAUGGGCAGGGUUGCCAACUCACAUAUCCGGCGUGACUCUCACGCUUUCUGACUGUCACGCUCACGCAAGAAGUCUUACGGCAAAUCUAUAGUAUUCCAUUAUAAACCUAAAAUUAGCUGCAUUACCAGCAUUGGGUUUUUCAGUUUGCAAAACUCUGCAGACUAUCUAAAAGGUAAUAAAACUGUUACAUACAUGUAAAUGCGUUGGCAACACUGGGUGGGCAGUUGCCGUAAUAAUAAAGGUAUACAAUGUAACAGGAAUGAAAUAAAAAAAAUCAAAUUAUAUGUAAAAUGUUAGAUAGAUGUUUGUAUAUUUUUCUGCUGUUUGCAGUUCUCGUUUCGAUUACAUUUCCUGUUCGAAUAAAUCAAGACCUAACAAGUCAAUAAUUUUUUUAGCCAAUCGUACGUCACGUCGUCACCACCACAGUCAGUAGCCGUGAGCAUUAGCUGUAGCCGCGUGAAUGGAGAGCUUUUAAUAGCAGGUUUAGCGGUUUGUUGAAGCUAUGUUUGUUUCUAGAACUCCGUUUUACUUCAGAAAAUGUCCAGCUUUUCAAUAUCGUGCUAAUUCGAUCCCAAAGAUCUGGUUGUUUGCGGAAGCCACACAACUACAAUGCUAUCAACUGCUCCCCGGAGAACCGAAGGCAGGAAGAGCUGGAGGAGGAAUCCAUACAUGCUCCGUUCAGCAGGGCAAAAAUUUGCUAAAGAAGUUCGACGUGAAAACCAAGAAAAAACUUUGGUACAAAAGCAGUUUUGUUCCCAAACAAGUGGUACCGUCCACUCAUACUGAUGGGUUGAAUCUGACCACGCAAAGGAAACAGAAUCAUGGAGAAAGUGCAAGAAUAAAGAUCCUUAACAACCUUCUGUUCAAGGCUAUCAGCGAUCUUCUGAGCACGCCUGAAGUCAGCCCUGAAAUUUACAACCUGGGAUUAGACAUUUCUAAAGUCUCACUGGCGGGGGAUUACUCCAGCUGCCGUAUUUACUGGAGAACAACUGGGACCCAUGAAAAGGACAGCCAGAUUCAACAAACACUGGACCGAUGUGCUCCUCGGAUAAGGUAUCUUCUCAUUUCGCACCAAGUCAUGGGCAGCGUUCCUCCGGUGAUGUUCAUCAAAGACAAAGUGUAUGCUGCCAUUUCCGAGGUUGAAAAUCUGCUGAAGAUAGCUGACCUCGGUGAAAAAUUCACUGAGGAGGAAAAAUUUGAACCGAGUAUAAAGGAUGGAGAAUCUGAUCAGAGGGGAAAGUUGGGUGUUUCCAAACAGACUAAUCUGUUUGGCAUUGACCAUGAAGCACUGAUGAAACAGAUACUGGAGCAUAAACAGAAGCGGAGAGACUACAAAAACGAUGACUGUACUGUGGUAUCCACGCAACAGCACCUUGACUUACUGGAGGACCUAAGGAAGCAAAAAAUAAUUAAGAAGAAGAGACAAUUGAAACGUCUCCUUGACAACGACGACAUCACACCAGAGGACUACCUGCUGGCCAGGUAUAGGCAGGAGGAGGAAAGGGAAGAUCAAGAGGAUGAGGAAUAUGGAGAUGGAACUACACAGGUCAACGGCUUUAUGGAAAAGGAGAGAAGCUCAAAACCCUGGACAUGAAAAAAAAUGCAGUGUUUUUUUGUUUAUUUUGGUGGUCUGGUUCUCUGCUGCUAUGCUUGUGUUGCUCAUGUUGUUAAGAUCAUUGUGUAUUGCAGAUUGAUUAUGAAUAAUAUGAGUUCCCCAGUAAAUGUAUGUUCCUGAAGUCCUAGCAAAUGAUGCACUAGCAGGGCAGAAGUUGAUUAUAUAUAAUCUAGGGGGGGUUCCCUCCUAGUGAUAAUUUCUCUAUGCUAAA
This is a messenger RNA of Paramormyrops kingsleyae, 2191 nucleotides long. RefSeq names its product ribosome binding factor A (gene rbfa). Lineage: Eukaryota; Metazoa; Chordata; Actinopteri; Osteoglossiformes; Mormyridae. Gene Ontology annotation, biological process: rRNA processing. The record is from RefSeq and is a predicted model, not a curated record.